GUCACGUGUAGACAACAGUUUCCUGGAGGAUCGGAGGUGUGAGCUGAGAACGCAUCCAAAAGCUAUUGAUUGUGGCAUCUAGGGCUGUGUGAUGUGAUCUAUUCUUUCAGCUCGCCACUCCACCCUUGGGACCCACGGACUUGAUUCUUAUUCCAUGAUCGUCUUGCGGUCCUUUCAGUUGAGCAUCUUUCGAAGUCUCUUUGUACAUAUCCCGCGACGCGGGCUUCAAGGCCAAUGGCUGCCAACGAAGAAACCCCCUUGCUGCAUGCCCACGAGGCCGAGCACAAAACUAAGUCCGAUCGCGUACGCGCAAAAUUCGCGUUGUAUGGUUCAUUUCUGGGCAUUUUACUCGCAGCUGCAGACGAUUCUCUCGUUAUCACCACAUGGAGCGUGAUCGCAUCGGAUUUUCACCGUUUGUCGCAGGGAUCAUGGCUACUGGCCGCGUAUAACUUUGGGUGGUGUGUGUCAUUACCGGUGUAUGGUACGCUAUGUGAGCUACAUGGACCGAAGAAUAUCCUUCUCACUGCGUAUACGAUUUUUGCCGCCGGAUGUCUCGCUUGCGGACUUAGCACGUCCCUGGUCCAGCUGGUGUUGGCCCGAGUGCUCGCCGGAAUGGGUGCAGGGGGAAUGGUCUCCUUAGUGUCUAUUAUUCUCACUGAUAUGGUCACCCCCGACGAGGUAGCCGUUCUCCGAGGCUAUGCUAAUGUAUCUAAUGUCGUGGGUCGGAGUUUAGGUGCUCCACUAGGAGGCUAUCUCAUCGGCGCAGUUGGAUGGAGGUGGUCUUUUCUCGGUCAAAUUCCGGUGGUAGCCAUCUGCCUACUGAUUGGGCUGUACGGUCUUCCUUCGUCAUUCAAUUCGGCCAAGUCCGGAGACGUUACAGAUGAGGGAGCUGCUCGUCGGUCUGGCAUUACGCGGUUUGACUUUAGUGGCCUUGUCAGCUUUGCUAUCGCCAUCAUUCUUUUACUGUUCCUGGUGCAGGAUUUGAGUGCCGCACCGGAUUAUCUCCUAGCACCACCAAGUAUACUCGUCCCGGCUUUUUCCGCGGCAGUGAUCUUGUUCGUCGCGAUCGAAGCGUACUGGGCUCACAACCCAUUGAUCCCAUUGCACCUAGUCAAAACUUCGCUGGGAGGGUUUUGCCUCAACCAGGCUCUGAUGAUGUCGAGCCGUGUAGGGCUGCUGAGCAACUUGACCCCGUACAUGAUUCGGGUCAAGAAUGCAACAGAUGCAUUCGCCUCGACGGCCUACGUCUUAUCUGCGGUUGGCGUAUCAUUCGGAGCGUUGAUCGCAGGAAAGGUUAUUAAAAGGAGUAAACGAUAUCGAACAAUGACUGUAAUCGCUGUGGGUGGCGCUAUAGUGACCUAUCUGCUGAUUUUUAUCCGUUGGCGAACGGGCUGCUACCUUUGGGAACUAGUCUACCUGUUCCCCAAUGGUAUGGCGAUCGGCAUCCUGUUUACGACGCAAUUCAUUGGUAUGUCCUUGGAUGUACCGAAAGAACACCUUUCCACGUGUAUUACCACGUAUUAUCUCUUUCAGCAGCUGGGCAACGUUGUCGGCCCCUCGGCGAAUGUCGCCAUUGUACAACGAGUGUUUUUGGGGCAGUUGAAGAAGAAUUUAAACGGAUGGGAUGAGCAAAAGUUUAUCGGGCAAAUCAUCAAUGAGAACAGGUUUGCCCAGCGCCUGUCCCUUCCGGUCCGGCAGAUUGUUCGAUGGAGCUACCUGAACGCAUUCCAAUGGGUGCCAUUGAUCUCAGCCGCGUGCGCUCUACUCAUGCUCCCUACUGUUCUAUGGGUGAAAGAACAGAAAAUCGAAUAAUCCCGCUACUGCCUAUACCAGGUUUACCUAUGUACCUAAUACUAAAUAUAUGAAGAUGAAAUAUAAAACACGGAAUAAGAAAUAUAUAGGGCAAACAGUUCCCAAAUCGACCGGGGAGCUAGAUACCAUGCGCUAUGAUGAAUAGACACGAAAACCGACUUAGACGGGUUUGGAUGCGACAACGCUAAAGACAAAAAAGAUCGUACACAUCAUAGUCCUCGAGUCUAU
Aspergillus alliaceus is the source of this 2040-nucleotide messenger RNA. RefSeq names its product major facilitator superfamily domain-containing protein. Gene Ontology annotation, biological process: basic amino acid transport; transmembrane transport. Gene Ontology annotation, cellular component: fungal-type vacuole membrane. NCBI's taxonomy places the organism in Eukaryota, Fungi, Ascomycota, Eurotiomycetes, Eurotiales, Aspergillaceae. The coding region runs from base 235 to 1812 and encodes 525 amino acids. Gene Ontology annotation, molecular function: basic amino acid transmembrane transporter activity. The record is from RefSeq and is a predicted model, not a curated record. The transcript has 9 exons.